Messenger RNA from Schistocerca americana (American grasshopper), 619 nucleotides. RefSeq names its product 4-coumarate--CoA ligase-like 5. Gene Ontology annotation, biological process: fatty-acyl-CoA biosynthetic process; long-chain fatty acid metabolic process. The transcript is spliced from 4 exons. Gene Ontology annotation, molecular function: long-chain fatty acid-CoA ligase activity. Lineage: Eukaryota; Metazoa; Arthropoda; Insecta; Orthoptera; Acrididae. The coding region runs from base 2 to 619 and encodes 205 amino acids. The record is from RefSeq and is a predicted model, not a curated record.
CAUGGCCACCGACGGUGGCCCGCAGCACACGCCGCUCUUCAUCGGCUGCCUCCUCACCGGUGUCAUCUUCGCACCCUUCAACCCUUCCUUCGAUGACGAUGAGACACGCCACGUACUGGGAUUUCUGCGGCCACGUGUGCUGAUUGCCGAAAAAUCGAAGCCGUUGUACGAGAGGUUGACGCCCCUCGUGGUCAGCUACGACGAGGUGGACGCAUGGUUCUCGGACAGCUCUGUCGAAGAUGCAGACCCAGAGGUGGAAGAGGCUCCAGCGCUGGACUCUCCAGCCAUUAUCCUCUGCUCGUCUGGCACCACGGGCUAUCCAAAGGGGGUCGAGGUUUCACACAGGUCACUGCUACAGUUGGUGGCGAUUGCGACUGAUCAACGGAUGCUGAUGUGGCUAGAGGGUUCGUUCUUGCUGCCAACUCCAGCUUUCUGGAUUUCUGUCACAAUGUUGCUUCUCAUGUCGAUUAACGCUGGAAAAAAAGUACUUCUCAUGGGCAAAUUUGACGAACAGUUGUUUCUAAAGGUGUUACGUGAACACCAGGUGUUCAUUUCAAACUGUACUGUGGACUGUGAUGGAUGCUACUCGCCGAAAUUGCAGUCAGCUCAAGAUGGAUAA